Messenger RNA from Penicillium egyptiacum, 627 nucleotides. NCBI's taxonomy places the organism in Eukaryota, Fungi, Ascomycota, Eurotiomycetes, Eurotiales, Aspergillaceae. The record is from the annotation of a GenBank genome assembly.
AUGUCUCAACUAUCCGGAUUUCCCACUGUUCGCCCCGCCUACAUUCUUAAGCUCCAAGUAGGAGAGGGCCAGCCUGUUGGUACGGAAACCUCGUUGCCCAUUGCCCAUGUUACAGGAUCUCAAUCUAAUCAUGUUGCUGUAGGGGAAACAUCUUCAGGAUCGACCUUUGUCCACUACGUUACCCCAGGCGGAAGCAUCUCUACCGUAGAUGGCUUUUCACCAAGCAUUGAUGCUGAGGUUGUUUUCGCUGGUGACUGGUUGUAUUUCGAUCCCGAUCAGCAACAUACUCGGAUGAAUGUCAAGGGUGUUGCGAGGACAACCGAAGGCGAAGUGAGUUUCAAGGAGGCAUUCAACAAAACACAACUAACCAACCACCAGGGCAUUAACUUUGCCUAUUCGGGCGUUUCGGGCGUUUCACCCGACCUGGGUGCUAUUUUCCAAGGACAACCGAAGACCAUCCCAUUUGGCCUAUCCACCGUGAAUCCCACCUUCGAAGUGGGUCAUCCUCGUCUCAGGCUCCUUGAGAAUAGCACUUGGGUUGGUAAUGGCCGAUUCCUACUAGACGGGGACAAGCUGUAUGUGGAGGUGCGCAUCUCACUGGUUGUUGCCAGUGAAGAUAUGGACUAG